AUGGCCCCAAAAUCCUCUCCCAUUCCUUCUGGCGUUGUCCCUCCUAUAACGCCGCCGUACGAGUCUGAAGGACCUCCAGCCAAGGAGAAACGAAGGCGGGCCGGAAAGCCCAAGGUUCGGACGGGCUACUGCUGCCAUAGAAUCAGAAGAAUCAAAUGCGACGAACAGAAACCGGCGUGCCAGCGAUGCAUCUCAACAGGUCGAACCUGCGACGGCUACAAGCCUCUUACCAAGCCAAAAGCGACCAGGAAGCCGGGGUUUUCUCAACAGCUUUCAACAUCCUCAUCUGCCAACUCAUCGUCCUCAUCGUUGACACUCUUACGGCCUCUGGUGACCAACUUCAGCGGCGACUUGGUAGAGAGCCAGUACAUCCAGCAGUUUUUGCCUAUGGCGGAGGAUUUGGUGGGGAUCACACAUAUUCACAACACCUUCUUCUGGGGGCAUGUCGUACCAGAAUACUGCUUCACAUCGAAAGCAGUGAGGCAUGCCAUCGUCGCUCUCUCUUCCGCAUAUCACGAUUUUAGGCUUGCCGGAUCCAAUAUUACCAUUUUUGGCCCACCAUCCAACACCGAGCGCUACAUUAUCAGACAGUACAACCUCUCAUUAAACCGAAUGGCCGAAGAGUUGAAUGGACUGCCGAUGAGAAAACGUUAUGGAAUCAUCAUGAUAUGCUGCGUGUCAUUCUUCUAUAUUGAGAUUUUGCGAAAAAACUGGCCAACUGCCAUGAUGCAUCUCGCGAACGGCAUUCGCUUGAUGUCAAAUUUACCUGACGCAGUUCAGGACGUCUUUCGACAUCCGGAGAUAUUCAGUCACGAUCGUGAUAAUUCUCAUGCCAGGGCAACCUAUAUGACCAAGCUACUUCGCCGGUGGGAAGGCUCUGCGGCCUUUAUGAGGAUCAAUUCACCACCGUCACUAUCCCUCCAGGCUUACGAGACCAGGAAAAACAGCGUAGGGGGGGCCAGAGAGUUUACUUCGCUGGAGAAACUACAAGAGCAUGUUGACGAUUUAUUCCAGGAUGUCAAUGCUUUCAGCUGGAUGUGCAGACAGUACCGCGGGGACGACAGUUCAUGGGAUCAUGCCGCAGCUCGGUUUCAAUUCGAUAUCCUACACCAGAGGUGCUACCACAUCCGAGAGCUACUCAAAAAGGCAAACAAACUUUACGGAGACAUGGAGGAUUCCGCGAAUCCGCGCGACUUUUUGAAAUUCAUGGGAUGUUUGCUUCGCCACCGCGGCGCGUCAAUUGCCCUUGAUUUUACUCCAUUGCCUCAGGGCAUGGCGUAUACGCCUCCCGACGAAGAAGAGGACAAAUUUUUGGAAGUCGCCAGCAUCGCGGAGACGAUUAAUCAAGCGUUACAAGCAUCACUGGCGUCUGAGGCACCCGGAUCCUCGCCCUGGUUCAACGUGGACUUUGGGGUCGUUACCACGCUCUAUAUUGCGGCAUCAAAUUGCUACACCGUCUCCAUGAGUGAAAAGCUGUUUAAAAUGAUGAUAAACUGGCCCUGGCGAGAGGACUUGUGGGACGGUGCGGAAUUGAGGCGACAGCUAUAUGACCUCAGGAAACCGAUUGUCGAAGUCCCAACGGCAACAACACCCGACUCAGAAACACCAGUUCCGACGACACCACAUCUCAUAAAAUUAGCGCAUCGGCCACCGUCCCGAGCAGCAGUGACAACGCCAUCAUCUGACGAGGAUUGA
Molecule: messenger RNA, 1695 nt
Organism: Trichoderma atroviride IMI 206040
Lineage: Eukaryota; Fungi; Ascomycota; Sordariomycetes; Hypocreales; Hypocreaceae
Source: RefSeq, a predicted model, not a curated record